Molecule: messenger RNA, 2212 nt
Organism: Cuscuta campestris
Lineage: Eukaryota; Viridiplantae; Streptophyta; Magnoliopsida; Solanales; Convolvulaceae
Source: the annotation of a GenBank genome assembly
GAAUAGGUGAAGGCCAAUCAACCACACGGCCACCUCUUUUUGAUGGAACCAAUUAUUCAUAUUGGAAAGAACGAAUGAGAAUCUAUAUUCGUUCCACGAACUUCCAAUUAUGGUUGGUUAUCAAAAACGGGGAAGAAGUACCGAUGAAGAAAGUCGAAGACAAGUUGAUCCCCAAGACUGAAGACGAGUUUGAUGCCGAGGACAUCAAAAAGGUCGAGAAUUAUGCAAAAGCAAUAAACAUGCUUUAUUGUGCCGUAAAUCCUGAUGACUACCGCAAGAUCUCUUGCUGCUCAACCGCCAAAGAGAUGUGGGAUAAACUUGAGGUGACGUACGAAGGAGUGGACCAAGUACGUGAAGCCAAGAUUGACUUCCUCACCCAAGAAUAUGAAAUGUUCAGGAUGAAGGAGCAUGAUAAGAUUGACGACAUGUUCGACCGAUUUUCCAAGAUAGUCAACGAUCUUCAUGCAUUAAAGAAGACGUACACCGACAGGGAUCUUGUGCGAAAAAUCCUACAGAGCUUGACAUCCGAAUGGCGAUCCAAGGCUGAUGCCAUCCAUGAAUCAAUCGGCACAUCAAAUGUCACCAUCGAUGGCCUAAGAGGUAAUCUAAAAACCUAUGAAUCGACUAUUCUUAAUGCGUCUUUGAAUGACCAAAGGAAAGGGAUAGCACUAAAAGCCGUCAAAGAAUCAACGAUGGAUGAUUCAAGUGACGAUGAUGAAGUCAAGCUUGUCAAGAAGAAGUUCUGCAAACUUCUAAGAAAGAAAGAAAAGGUUCAGGAUGACCCUGUGUGCUAUGGAUGUGGAGAAGCCGGGCACAUCAAGAACAAAUGCCCGAAAAACGGAAGGAAUGCUCGACACUUCAAAAGGCAAAAGGCGUAUAUCUCUUGGGGUGGAGACUCCGACGACGAGUCAACCGACCAAGAUGAGGAUGAAGUUGCCAACCUCUGUCUCAUGGCACACGAAGACCAAACCGACGAUGUACAAGAGGUACAACAGAAAGAACACUGUGAUCCUCGCAGCAGAUGGGGCGAGAUUGUCGGGAUGGAUGUGACAACGCCGGAUCUCUCCACCUCGCGUGCUCCCGGAGUUGUUUCCCCAAGACAAAGGGUACCACGACCUCGACAACCAACUCCAAGCGUCGGGUUUAUGGCCAUUUGUCUCCAAGAGCCGUCGAGCUUCAAUCCCGCCUUCGUCCGGGCUUUCUACUCCAAUCUCCGCCGUGACGGGGACACCAUUCGCAGUAGCAUCAAUCUCUACGACAUAGAGAUUGAUUUGCCUACCUUUGCUCGGGUCGCAGGGCUGCCCAUCGGCGGUGACGACUUCGCAACCUAUGGUGGCGACGAUUGGAUCCUCAACAACGAGGCGGUCGUCAUUCGAGAGCUUGGGAUCACCAACCUCAUCCGCCACAGCGGUGCACCGACGAUUCACUCGGCCCCACCGGACAAGCGCCUCCUCUUCUACAUCAUCACCCGGAUUCUCCGCCCCCGGGAAAGCAGCCAUACCUCGCUCUUCAACGAGGAUUUGAAGGCGAUUCAUGCCAUCAUCCACGGCGCCUCCAUCAAUUGGGCGAAAUUCGUGAUGAUCCACAUGGCGGAUUGCGCCUCCAUCGCCACUGAGCGGAGCUUGCCAUACGCCUUCCUCGUCAUGGACCUCAUCAUCUCCGCCGACAUCUCCAUCGCCGGCCCGGAUACAAAGAUGACAAAGAUUUGGAUAAUUCAAGACAACACCUUCCAGAAAAAGUCCGGAGACCGGGACGGCACAGGCCCAAGUCGUGCACCAGCCCCCGCUCCCGCCAAGGCCUCUUUGCAAUCCAUAGCCGAUACUCUGAAUCGGCUAACCCUCACAGUGGAUGGCAUGGGGCAGUAAUUCGAGCGGAUGGACUGGACGCUGCAACGCCAACACCACGACAUGACGACGUUCUUCCGCGGCAUCAACUACGUCCCGCCGCCCUUUGACAGCACUUUCCUCGGCCAAAACUAUGAAGGCGAGGACGAGGAGGAUAACUCCUAUGCUCCAUCCUCCUCCCCCGACGAGGCCGACUUUGAAGAUGCAGUGACGGCGAUCCCAUGGACGUCGAGGACGACGAGGAUGACGACGAGGACGCCGAUGCUUAGACUUCUCUUUUCUCUUCUUCCUAUGAUUGUAUUUCUUAUUUUGUCCAUUCCGUUGUAUUCCGCAUUUCCCUUUUUCAUGAAUAAAAAGCUUACUUUUAC